Molecule: messenger RNA, 1188 nt
Organism: Symbiodinium necroappetens
Lineage: Eukaryota; Dinophyceae; Suessiales; Symbiodiniaceae
Source: the annotation of a GenBank genome assembly
AUGCGUGAGCUCGUGCACGUCCAGGGUGGCCAGUGCGGCAACCAGAUCGGUGCCAAGUUCUGGGAGGUGAUCGCCGACGAGCACGGAAUCGAUCCCACAGGAACCUAUCAUGGCGAUUCCGAUCUGCAGCUGGAGCGCAUCAAUGUGUACUUCAACGAGGCGACCGGGGGCCGCUACGUUCCCCGUGCGGUCCUGAUGGAUCUUGAGCCAGGAACCAUGGACUCCGUCCGAGCAGGGCCUUUUGGUCAGCUCUUCCGUCCCGACAACUUCGUCUUUGGACAGACAGGAGCUGGCAACAAUUGGGCCAAGGGUCGGGCGCCCGGUCAUGGUCGUGGCCGGCCGUGGCUGGUGCUGAUAGCUUUGUCACUGCGUGCGAAAAGUUUUCUGAUUGAGUUCCACCGGAACGGGCGAAUGGUGGGCUUGGCGCUUGUCAUGUGGCAAGUUCACGUCACUCUCUUCGCCAGUUGGGGCAACCGCUUUGAGGCACAACGACGUCCUGCAGAGCGCCGUGCUGAUGACCAAGGAAUGCCCAUGACAGAAACACGCCUCGACGUUUUAUUCCUGAACUCUUUGCUACAUCCUCCAGCAAACAAUCGCUACUUGGCAGAAGUCAGCCAAUUCUAUGUCAGUAGGAUUCACACUUUUGGGGGGAAGUGUUGGCAACUACGCACCUUGCGAAGCAGCAGCGGUACGCGCCACAUUGUCCCUAUCAUUGUCAGCACGGGCGGCUCAGCCUACAACAUGCCAAUCUUCAACGAGCGCGUGCGCAGCCUCUUCUUGCCAGAUUACAACAAGCGCAAGGGCAUGAAAGGUGAUUGGAGGGGACGCAGGACAACGGAUGCUGUCCAAUUCCCGACACCUCUGGGCGAUGGCAUCUCCAUCGCAUCCGGAGAAUGGGACACUGAGCGCGCUGAGGAGAUUUACACGCGCGAGGAGGGCGUCAUCUACAACCUGGUCGGGCACGAGCUGGCGAAGGUCAUCGAUGAGUGUGACGGCUUGGCCGGAAACCUCAAAGUUCUGGCCGACAAGGGAAAGUCUCAGUCCUUCAUCCAAGAAUUCCGAGAGGAGGCGAUCGAGGCAACAGCAAAGCGCUUCGAAGCACAGGGCGCGACAGUGAGCGCCAUUGAGCGCGAGGUGAGCUCCAUGCUGAUGGACGACAUGAUGCCGUGGGAUGGAAGCGCCCUCCCA